AUUUACAGGUUAUAGUUUACAAUUGUAAAUAUCGACAAUGAGAAUGAAUUUGAAACUUCUUUUCUUCAUAUUUAUGCUCACUAUAGUAUCACUAGAAGGACAAGUAAACUUCACGGAAAACUUAAGAGUUUUAUCGAAAGGAUUGAUUAAUUAUAUGUUUCCUAAAGAUCCUGGUAUAGUGAAAGUGAGGAAACCAGAAGAUGUCAAAACAGGAAACAAUAUAACCAUAUUAGAUUUUAUCGGUUUAGUAGAGCAAUAUGGUUACUCCGCCGAGGAGCAUUAUGUCACAACGGAAGAUGGUUAUAACUUGGUAAUACAUAGAAUAUUAGAAAAACCUUUAUCUAAGGAUCAACAAGAAAGAAAAGUAGUGUUCUUCCAACAUGGUAUGUCGUGCACGUCUGAUACUUGGAUAUUACUUGGUCCUGGUAGAGACCUUGCAUUCUUAUUGGUUGAUCAAGGAUAUGAUGUAUGGCUUGGAAAUACCAGGGGAAAUUCUUAUAGUAAAUCACAUAUAAAAAUGUCUCCACGAGAUAAGGACUUUUGGCAAUUUAG
Wasmannia auropunctata (little fire ant) is the source of this 552-nucleotide messenger RNA. RefSeq names its product lipase 3-like. Gene Ontology annotation, biological process: lipid metabolic process. The transcript is spliced from 3 exons. The record is from RefSeq and is a predicted model, not a curated record. The annotation marks the transcript as partial. Lineage: Eukaryota; Metazoa; Arthropoda; Insecta; Hymenoptera; Formicidae.